AUGGACCAGGGCGAAAAACGAAAAUCUACCGAACCUAUAACUGAAGAUGCCGACGACUUAGCUAGCAAGCGGCGCAGGGUCAUUGGACCCUCCUUGCCAUCACAAGAAUCAGACGCGAAGCCAGAAGCUGCUGCAAGUGAAAGCGAUAGCAGUGACGACGAUGACUUCGGUCCGAGCCUACCACCCGCGGACAGUGCUGCUCCGGACACACGAGGGUUAACAAGCAAGCAAGCCGAAGCACCAGUUUCGGAAAGGGAGUCGUCUGAAGCAGGACGGUCUGCGGACGUCAAAAGCCAGAGGGACGACUGGAUGUUACAGCCCCCCGGGGCGACAGAUUGGGCACAGCGGGUCGACCCGACCAAGCUAAGGAAUCGCAAGUUCCAGACUGGCAAAUCAGCAACAGGCCGUUCGGAAGGUGUAGACUCGUCCUGGACAGAAACCCCCGAGCAGAAAAUGAGACGUCUACAAGACCAGGUGAUGGGAGUAGCGUCGCAUUCUUCAUCUGGAGGGAGAGGGCCCCAGACAACCGGAUCAUCGCGAAAUAUACAAGAUAAGGUCAAAUCUUAUAAGGAAGCAAAAGCAGCAGAAGCAGCGAAGGUGGGCACUUCGAAACGGCCGCAGUUCGACAGCAGUGGGAAGGACGAUGACGAUCCAAGCUCCCGAGCAUUUGAUAGAGAAAAGGAUAUGUCUAUCUCUUCGACGAUAACGAAUGCCCAGCGUCGCGAGGUCAUCAACAAAGCUGCCGACUUUGGCUCCCGCUUUACAAGUGGGAAGUUCCUGUAA
Molecule: messenger RNA, 783 nt
Organism: Aspergillus terreus NIH2624
Lineage: Eukaryota; Fungi; Ascomycota; Eurotiomycetes; Eurotiales; Aspergillaceae
Product: GPALPP motifs-containing protein 1
Exons: 2
Coding region: 1-783 (260 amino acids)
Source: RefSeq, a predicted model, not a curated record